Haliotis rufescens (red abalone) is the source of this 2434-nucleotide messenger RNA. RefSeq lists its product as uncharacterized. The transcript is spliced from 4 exons. Bases 78 to 800 code for a protein of 240 amino acids. Lineage: Eukaryota; Metazoa; Mollusca; Gastropoda; Lepetellida; Haliotidae. The record is from RefSeq and is a predicted model, not a curated record.
GGUAAUACGUAUCAGCUCGGCUUACGGUUGUCCUGACAGCUUCAGUACAUCAGUAGGUGCCACGAGAUGCACUCACAAUGAUCGUCCCGUGUAACGUCUUCUCUUUGGUAUUUGCCUUUUCUGUUCAUGGUUUGCCACUGGACGUGACUCUUACAGCGGAAUCUCCAACCUUCACUAAUUUGACCACUUAUGGAGUUGAUAUCAGUCGCUGCCGCAGCAUCACGUUCCAAGUGAAGACAUGUGAAGACCAUGGAUUUACGAUGACGGACUCAUUGGGAAAUACAGUCAUGUCCGCGGUUAUCGGCGGAUGGAGUAAUUCGUGGUCUAAACUGUUGGGAAACGGAACUGAAAGGUUCCUUCCAACAGCGGACAUUCUGUCCUGUGAUGAAUAUAGGUCGUUUUGGCUUGACUGGAAUGUUCAUAAGGUCGCCGUGGGCAAGGGCGUAGUUCUUGGAGAAGCCAAAGUGAUGGACUUGGAUUUCCCCGAAUCCGACACAGUAGCACAUAUUUUACUCAAGCGAGUGAAUAGUGCACUACCAACAACUCGCAUAGGAGAAAUGUUCAGAAGUCGGUUUGAGCUGGUCAACGGACCCGGGAUAUUCAGCGAUGGACUUGUCGAGGAGAAGGUGACUACUUUCGCCGACUGUAUUCAUCUGUGUGCAGACCACCGCGACUGUGGCAUGUUCAGCUACAACUCUGAACAACCUCUCUGUGCUUUAUUCAACAGGAUGACGUCAUCAUUCAACAUGACGUCCGAGAAUGGUUGGAAGUCGUGGAAAAUGCUCUAUUGCAAUAUGUAACGACACCAAUGUUUCCUCGGGGCAAUUUUUCAAAUAAUAUUUAUCGAUCGAUCAAACCUGAAAUUUCGAUUGACAUUUCUGUCAAUUGAUUGAGUUGUUGGUUACAGAGGGUGAAGGGAUAAAAACGUGUCUCAUUAAAAUAGAAGCAUAUUUAAUAUAUAGACGUGAUGGCGUCUACGUGCAGUCGUGGUUCAAAAAUAUUUUAUCCCACAUAAUGAAUUCUAAGUUGUGUUUUUUACCAAAUUUGAAAAUGAGCUCAUUUUAAGAUUUUCCCCUAUAAUCUUGGUCGUUAUUGCCGCGUCUGCAGCAGACAGGUGUGUUUGCGUUGAACUCGCUUUGAUUAUAUAUAUGUUUGCAGCUGAGCACCUGUUAUUAUAGUUCCUCUCAAUGGGUAGCAUAGUCUCCCUCUACACACACACACACACACACACACACACACACCAUGAGUAGAAUAAGUCCCCAGUAACGUAUGCAGGCAACCGUGGGCAGGUUCGGUGACUUGGUUAAUUACGUGUUAUCGCACCCCAACGGCGUGGAUUAAUUGUUGUUCUCCGUUUCGAUCACUGGAUUUUCUGGUUCAGAGACGAUAAUUUACAGGCCACGGUCAGAGAGUUGGAAUAUUGCCGAGUGCGGCGUCAAACAACAAACAAACGAACUGACAAGUACAAUCGUUCCUUUGGCUCUUUUGUGUGGGUUAAAUAUAAAACGUAAUUUAUCAAUUGAAUUUUUAAAGGCUAUUUUACACAUUAUAUCAUAUUAAUUAUAUUUCAAUCAAAUUUACACACUAUCUAGACCCUAUGUACGAGGGUAUUUACUAAAGUGCACGUCUUAUGACAUUGUUCAUAUUAUUCCACUUAAUUCGUUCGUCGUUAAUGUUGAAAGAAGUUGUUGUAUUUUGUUAACGAGACGAUUCCAACAAGUGCAAAUCUCGUAGUUUACUGAAGUGCAUGCUUUUUUAAAGACUAUAAUGUAUAAUAAAUAAUCUAUAAUAUAUUAUAUAUUACACCCUCUAACUCUUUAAUCUCGCAGUAUUCAAUAUAAAACGAGUUGGGCAGGUUUUGGCAACUUCAAAAUAAAAAAACCGGAUAAUUAACAUUAGGCACAUAAUAUACGUACUCGAUGAAUCCGAAUACAUGAAUGUUUUAUGAUCUUCAGUUUAAAAACCACAUCAUAUGUCACAUAGGACAUUCGUUAAACAUGUUUGAUCUGGCAUGCACUUCAUCGAUGUUCAGCAACAUAGAUAUGAGGGACGUGGGCGUACAUACCCCAUGUAAGACGGCAUGUUCUGAAGUGCACGGUCUAAUAAGUGUAUUGCAUUUAUGACAUGUUUAAUGUGCUCUUGUUAGCAGGCUGAUUAGUUUCUGGCGCUGAUUAUAUGAUUUUACUGUGAUGGUUAUACAAUUCAACCAUCACGGUCAACAGUGGAUCAGGACUUCAUGAAAUUUAUUAACGACGGGGAAUUAUACUGGCGUGUAUUGUGUGCGAUUGUGUACUUGUGAAGGUCCUGUCUGGUUAGAAUGCCAAUACUAUUUUUACAAACCUGUUUCCUUUUUUCUAGUUGUUACAAUCUGACGAGUGCAUGUAGUAACUAUGUUUCUUAAUAAUAUUGUGUAAUUGCAUAUGUGAAAAAUAAA